Messenger RNA from Durio zibethinus, 1871 nucleotides. Its product is annotated as nuclear receptor family 2 group C protein. The record is from RefSeq and is a predicted model, not a curated record. NCBI's taxonomy places the organism in Eukaryota, Viridiplantae, Streptophyta, Magnoliopsida, Malvales, Malvaceae.
GUUCCUACUUUAAAAGCGGAACCAAUCAGUUACGCGGUCCAACCGCACUGCUUAGGUAUCUCUUUAACCUCCUGCAAUGCAAACGAGUACAAAAACAAAAGCAACCUUUCUCUCUAUUCCUCUACAAUAAGCAGAAAGUAAAACGUUUAAAAGGGAAAAUCCUCUCUUUUCAUCGAUUGCCAAAAGCAUCUAAAACUCUGUCGAUCGCAAGAGAGAGGGAAUCGGGAAAUAUGGGGAAGAAAAGGAAGUCGAUAGCGACGAGCCUUGAUGAGGUGGAUCGGACUAUGUACGCCUCGUUCUGCAGCACCGCGAACUCCUUGUCUCAGCUUUAUACUCAGGCUAUGAACCAGCAGAAACUCUCCUUCCAAGCUGGCAAACGCCAUAGCCUUGAAAAACUAUAUCAGUGGAUUUGGAGACAACAAGAGGGAGGAUCAAGAGUAACAACAAUGGAUAUCCUCAGUUACCUUCAGAAUGAGCUAGACUGCUAUAGUGAGGAGCCAUCAAUGUCACCCAGAGCACCAAGCCAACAGCAGUAUUCCCAGCCUACAAUGCAGUUCGUGAAUACUAGUUUCGUGGUCUCUUCAGGCUCAUCUGGCCAAACUGCUGGGCAGGGAACUCGCCCUGAAACUCGCCCUGAUCAUUGUGAUCAGCAGUCCAAGAAUUCAGUUUUCUCGAAUGCUUUAUCAAGUCCUGUUCGUCAGAGCCUUCAGCAUUAUCACAUUGCUCAGGAAGGCUACUGUCCUAAUGGUGGUCUGCCAUCGGGAAAUGGAGCCAGGAAUAGUGAAUCUAACUUUCUCCAACACCAGGCUGGGGAUUCUAAUCCUCUUAGUUCCAAUGAUUCCUCAAUGGACAUGCAUGCAGAUAGUCCAUCUCAUGAAUCUACUUACUGAGAGUGCAAUGGUAGCUCCGUUGAGAACUGCCAACUAUUAAAAGAUCCUGAAGGGUUUUUUGAUCGCAUCACCAUUUUGUUUGUUGCUGUUACUGAAGCAAAGAAAGCGCAACAUAAAGAUGGUUACUUCAUACAAAAAUAAACACAUGGCACUGUUGAUUGAAGGAGAAUAGUCUAGUGUGUUGUGUUUGCAUAGCACUGAAUGGUAUGAAUUUAUCAGUUUAUGUGUUUUGGCUCUAUUUGCUUGGAGGUCUUAAAUUUCGUAUGUAAAUCAUUUUGUUCAAUCAAUAGAGCUACUUUAAAAAACAUCAAACUGGUUGUUAAAUUUCUCUCAAUUUUUUUACCUUUUAUGAUUUCUUUAUGACUGCUUAUUAAGAUUUAUUCAUUUUGUCUCCAUAAAGUUAGUUCUGAAUAUUUGCUCUAUACAGCAUCUACACAGAUUCUGAUUAUUGAAACUGCUUGUGGUUCAUGAUAUUGUUGCAAAAUAAUUGGAUUGGCUAGCAUUUAACUCACCAUACAUGUGUAACCAAAGGGUUUGGAAUAAAAUACCAUUCCCGGAUUAAUAAGGAAAAGACCUUGAAAACGUUCUCCGAAGGUUGAGGUGAAAAUUCAGGACCUUUGAAUCUCAGCCUAGGAGCUCAAAACUCGUAGUUGAGUUUAUACUGUCAGACUCCCAGGUCGAGAACAGCUUCAGCAAAACGAAAUUGAAUCUGGGUUUCUGGUGAUGCUUCAUCUUUUUCUCAGCCCUUCGCACAUCAAGGGAGAUCAAGGUAAGAGAAAAGUAUUAUCACCUCACCUUUUGAACACCUAAAUCUUGUUACGUUCUUCAGAAUCUCCUUUUAAAUGGAAAGGGAAUCCUAAAUUAAGUUGCCUAGCUAAAGAGGGAGAAUUAUUAGUUUCUGGACCAUUUGCUUUUAUUAAAAUGCAUAGCCCUCUCUUUGUUUCAAUGGUGGAUGGCGCAUUGAAUUUGCUGGUCAAAGUC